Phialemonium atrogriseum is the source of this 2198-nucleotide messenger RNA. RefSeq lists its product as uncharacterized. Lineage: Eukaryota; Fungi; Ascomycota; Sordariomycetes; Cephalothecales; Cephalothecaceae. Bases 167 to 1918 code for a protein of 583 amino acids. Gene Ontology annotation, molecular function: FAD binding. The record is from RefSeq and is a predicted model, not a curated record. The transcript has 6 exons.
GUGAGGUGGUAUCUAGGUAUCUCGGUAUUUAUACUAUCUAUCUUUGGGUUAAGAUUCAAAUAUCCUCAAUCAAACGCCCGAAGCUAGACAGCCAAAGUGCUGUCUAAUAAUUACUACCCACCUCGCGAGGCUCUCAACUGAAAGCUUGGAAUUGCUCUCUCCCAUCAUGUCUGUUCCACAAAGCUGCACCGUCCUUGUUGUAGGUGGCGGCCCCGCGGGCUCCUAUGCCUCCGCAGUUCUCGCCCGCGAGGGGAUCGACGUCGUCUGCUUGGAAGCAGAGAAAUUCCCACGGUAUCACAUUGGUGAAAGCAUGCUUCCGUCUAUGCGCUAUUUCCUCAAGUUCAUCGACGCCUACGAUAAAUGGGAUACCUACGGAUUCCGGCAGAAGAACGGUGCCGCCUUCAAGCUCAACUGGUCCAGACCCGGACAUUACACCGACUUCAUCGCUGCUGGUGGGCCCAACGGAUACGCCUGGAACGUGGUGCGCUCUGAGGCAGACGAGCUGCUCUUCAAGCAUGCUGGAGAAUGCGGUGUCAAGACCUUCGAUGCUACCAAAGUGGCAGCCAUCGAGUUCGAGCCGCACGCCCACAAUGGCACCAACAGUACCAGCGGCACUAACGGUACUUCGGAGCCGGAGACCUCGACACUGGGACGCCCAGUCUCUGCGACGUGGACUCGAAAUGACGGUACCUCUGGCAAAAUCACCUUUGAGUAUCUUAUCGAUGCUAGCGGACGAAAUGGCAUUGUCAGCACCAGGUACCUGAAGAACCGGAAGUUCAACCAGGGAUUGAAGAACAUCGCCAGCUGGGGCUAUUGGAGAGGCGGUGGCAUCUACUCCCCGGGCACUCACAUGGAGGGAUCGCCGUAUUUCGAGGCGCUGAGUGACGCCAGUGGCUGGUGUUGGAUCAUUCCCUUGCACGACGGAACUCAAUCCGUGGGCGUCGUGCUAAACCAGGAGCUGGCGACGGCCAAGAAGAAGGAGCUGGGCUCCCCUUCUGCUGCAGAAUUCUAUGCCAAGAUGGUUGACAUGGCUCCGAGUGUCAAGGAGCUGCUGUCCAAGGCCGAACUGAUCUCGGACAUCAAGUCAGCCUCGGAUUGGUCAUAUACGGCUUCGACCUAUGCCAGCCCAUAUCUGCGUCUAGUCGGGGAUGCGAGCUGCUUUAUCGAUCCAUUCUUCUCCUCCGGGGUGCAUCUGGCCCUGACUGGAGCAAUGUCGGCAGCGGUGACCAUUUCUGCGGCCAUGCGUGGUGACUGCGAUGAGAGCACUGCUGCAAGCUGGCACUCCAAGAGAGUGGCCGAGAGUUACACUCGGUUCUUAUUGGUGGUUGUCGGUGCCCAGAAGCAGAUCCGAUGGCAGGACGAGCCUGUCCUGUAUGACUUUGAUGAGGAAAGCUACGCGCGAGCUUUCGAAUUGUUCAGACCAGUCAUCCAAGGCACCGUCGAUGCCGGCCCCAAUCCUGCCCUCACCCAGGCAGAAAUCUCCAAGACGGUCGAGUUCGGCUUCCGCGCCAUGAUUCAAUUCACUCCAGAGCAAAAGGAGGCGCUUGUUCAAAAACUCAAGAGCCUCGGAGUAGACGGCACUAGUGAUCAAACCCAGACCCUCGAGGACAUUGAGAGGAUCCAGAAGAGUCUCACACCGGACGAGUCGCAGAUCUUGGAUACUCUUCGAGCCAGGCGAAUGCUGCGAACAGAGGAUGUCCACACUCUCGAUAACUUCACUCUUGAUGUCAUUGAUGGACUAGCACCCAACAUGGAACGGGGGAGGCUUGGUCUCGUGAGGCCGAACACGAGGAAGGCGACUAAAGCAGACUUGUAUAACAUGUCCUUCUUGGACCCCGACUCUGGCCAUUUCAGCCUAAAUAACCUGGAGAACAAGGCCCCAAGCGCGGAGAAGGGGGAUACCAAGGGGCCUAUAUAGUGGUGUAAAUGGCUGAAGUGAGUGGCGACUCGGAGGAUGAACAAGUUGGAAUGGACGAAAAAGGCAAUAAUGGUGCAAGUCAGAGUAGUCGUAGGCAGUCUUAGCCGCUCAAGGAGAAACCUCUUCACGCUCUCUGUCUUCAUACCUAUCUCGCCCCCUGACAGCCGCUUCGUGCUAUGUCGGGUAUGCGAACAUUGAUCGGUCUACUGUGCAAACCACUUGGCGGCCUCGCAACCAACCUCUAGAGCGGGCUUUACUUUGACAAUAAUUAGGACACGAC